Molecule: messenger RNA, 1316 nt
Organism: Cyanistes caeruleus (blue tit)
Lineage: Eukaryota; Metazoa; Chordata; Aves; Passeriformes; Paridae
Gene: IFT52
Product: intraflagellar transport 52
Biological process (GO): cilium assembly; intraciliary transport
Cellular component (GO): intraciliary transport particle B; centriole; cilium
Source: RefSeq, a predicted model, not a curated record
ACGGCGGGGACGCGGUGGGGACCCGCGGGCGGCCGGAGCGCUGGCGCUUGCCCGCUGCUCCCCAGAGCCCUCCGGCAGCCCCGGGGGAGCCUAUGGAGAGCGGCCCGCGCAAUGCCAUAGUGUUCAACGCCUCCAAGGGCGAGAGCUUCACGCCGGCCGGCGGCUACAAGGCCCUGCGGAAGAGGCUGCGCGGCAGCUGGAAGGUUCUGAGCUUAAAAGAUGAGAUCACAUCUGAGAGACUGUUCGGGGUGAAAUUGUGGAUUACAGCAGGACCAAGAGAGAAAUUCAGUGCUGAUGAGUUUUCUGUUCUGAAGAAAUUCCUGGAGGAUGGUGGAGCUAUCCUGGUGAUGCUGAGAGAAGGUGGAGAGUCCCGGAAUGGCACAAAUAUUAACUUUUUGUUAGAAGAAUAUGGAAUCAUUUUCAAUAAUGAUGCUGUAGUACGAAAUGUGUAUUACAAGUACUACCACCCAAAAGAAGCACUAAUCUCUGAUGGAGUUUUGAACAGGGGAAUCAGUGAAGCUGCAAAGAAAACAGUGCUUGAUACAACAGAUGAAGACGGAAGGGGCCGUGACUCACAAGCCCUCAGCUUUGUUUACCCUUUUGGAGCCACACUGAAUGUGAUGAAGCCAGCAGUGGCAAUUCUGUCCACAGGGUCUGUGUGCUUCCCCCUCAACAGGCCUAUCCUGGCUUUCUAUCAGCAUGAGAAUAAAGGUGGAAAGAUGGCAGCCCUGGGAUCUUCCCACAUGUUCAAUGACCAGUAUUUAGAUAAAGAAGAAAAUGGUAAGAUCAUGGAUGUGCUUUUCCAGUGGCUCACAACAUCAGAUAUCCACUUAAACCAGAUGGAUAUGGAGGACCCUGAGAUUUCAGAUUACACCGUGCUCCCAGACACAGCCGCGCUCUCCGAGCAGCUGCGGGUCUGCCUGCAGGAAGGAGAGGAGAACCCAAGAGACUUCACAAAGCUGUUUGAUACGUCCCUCUAUCAGCUGGACACAACUGCCCUCCCUUCAGUUAUCAAAGCUUAUGAAGAGCUGAAUGUGAAACAUGAACCCCUCCAACUCAUUCAGCCUGAAUUUGAGACUCCACUACCUGUCCUCCAGCCAGCUGUUUUUCCACCUGCUUUCAGAGAAUUGCCUCCUCCUGCUCUGGAACUGUUUGAUUUGGAUGAAACUUUUUCCUCUGAGAAAGCACGUCUUGCAGAGAUCACAAACAAAUGCACUGACGAUGACCUGGAGUUUUACGUGCGGAAAUGCAGUGACAUCCUGGGAGUGACGAGUGAACUCCCUGUGGCAGCUACACUUGUCACAGGCAAGAGGUGA